AAGUGGCUUUGUCAAAAUAUCUGCUAACUGCAUAUCGCUUGCACAAUGAACGAAAUUUACAAUGUUCUCAUCAGAAACGUCUUUGGAAAAAUGAUAACGAACAUCAAUGUGCCUACUUCGUUUGUUCUUAAUCCCUGUUUUAAUAAGGUUAAUGGUACUGAGGUUGUCAAUUAGUAUCGUCGCCUUAAUUUCAUUAUUUGUAAGUUCUUCGAUCAACUUUUUGAUGUAUAGAAGUUCUUUAAAGCAUUCAGCAGCACUGAUGAAUUCAGCUUCAGUACUACUUAAAGCCACAAUUAGCUGCCUCCUAGAUCUCCAAGAAACUGGUCCUCCAUUGUAGAAAAUGAUGAAUUCUGAUGCGCUCCUCCGUUUCUCCUCAUCACCUGCAUAGUCCGAGUCACAUAAGAUGUGAUUCUUGAUUCACCAUCCCCUCCAAAGGCGAUUCCUUUGUUAAGAA
Nezara viridula (southern green stink bug) is the source of this 454-nucleotide messenger RNA. The record is from the annotation of a GenBank genome assembly. Lineage: Eukaryota; Metazoa; Arthropoda; Insecta; Hemiptera; Pentatomidae.